CCAGAGCGCCGAGCUGCAGUCCCGGAGCCAGACGUGUCCGCGAAGAUGGCGGGCCGGAGCAUGCAAGCUGCAAGAUGUCCUACAGAUGAAUUAUCGUUAACCAACUGUGCAGUUGUGAAUGAAAAGGAUUUCCAGUCUGGCCAGCACGUGGUCGUGCGGACCUCUCCCAACCACAGGUACACGUUUACCCUGAAGACCCACUCCUCCGUGUUCCCAGGGAGCAUUGCCUUCAGCUUACCCCAGCGGAAAUGGGCCGGACUUUCUAUUGGACAAGAAAUAGAUGUCUCCUUGUAUACAUUUGACAAGGCCAAACAAUGCAUCGGCACAAUGACCAUGGAGAUUGAUUUCCUGCAGAAAAAAAACAUCGACUCCAACCCUUACGACACUGACAAGAUGGCGGCAGAGUUCAUUCAGCAGUUCAACAACCAGGCUUUCUCUGUGGGACAGCAGCUUGUGUUUAGCUUCAAUGAAAAGCUGUUUGGCCUCCAGGUGAAGGAUAUUGAAGCCAUGGAUCCUAGCAUCCUGCAGGGGGAGCCCGCCACAGGCAAAAGACAGAAGAUUGAAGUAGGACUGGUGGUUGGAAACAGCCAGGUUGCAUUUGAAAAAGCGGAGAACUCGUCACUCAGUCUGAUAGGCAAAGCUAAAACCAAGGAAAAUCGUCAGUCCAUCAUCAAUCCUGACUGGAACUUCGAAAAAAUGGGAAUAGGAGGCCUGGACAAGGAAUUCUCCGAUAUUUUCCGGCGAGCGUUUGCGUCUCGAGUUUUCCCUCCAGAGAUUGUGGAGCAGAUGGGUUGCAAACAUGUUAAAGGCAUCCUGUUAUAUGGGCCCCCGGGAUGCGGUAAGACUCUCCUGGCUCGACAGAUUGGCAAGAUGUUAAAUGCAAGAGAGCCCAAAAUAGUCAAUGGACCAGAAAUCCUGAACAAAUAUGUCGGAGAAUCAGAGGCUAACAUUCGUAAACUCUUUGCUGAUGCUGAAGAGGAGCAAAGGAGGCUUGGUGCCAACAGUGGUUUGCACAUCAUCAUCUUUGAUGAAAUUGAUGCCAUCUGCAAGCAGAGAGGGAGCAUGGCUGGCAGUACAGGAGUUCAUGACACUGUCGUCAACCAGCUGCUGUCCAAAAUCGACGGCGUGGAGCAGCUGAACAACAUCCUCGUCAUUGGAAUGACCAACAGACCAGAUCUGAUAGAUGAGGCUCUCCUGCGACCUGGAAGACUAGAAGUGAAGAUGGAGAUAGGCUUACCAGAUGAGAAAGGCCGGCUACAGAUCCUUCAUAUCCACACCGCAAAGAUGAGAGGGUAUCGGUUACUCUCUGCUGAUGUCGAUGUUAAAGAGCUGGCCGUGGAGACCAAGAAUUUCAGUGGUGCUGAACUGGAGGGCCUGGUGCGAGCAGCACAAUCCACUGCUAUGAAUCGACUUAUAAAGGCCAGUACUAAAGUGGAAGUGGACAUGGAGAAAGCAGAGGGCCUGCAGGUGACGAGAGGAGACUUCCUUGCUUCUUUGGAGAAUGAUAUCAAACCAGCAUUUGGCACAAACCAAGAGGAUUAUGCAAGCUACAUUAUGAAUGGUAUCAUCAAGUGGGGUGAUCCAGUUACUAGGGUCCUAGAAGACGGGGAGCUGCUGGUUCAGCAGACUAAAAACAGUGACCGUACACCGUUGGUUAGUGUCCUUCUGGAAGGCCCUCCUCAUAGCGGGAAGACCGCCUUAGCGGCAAAGAUCGCCGAGGAUUCCAACUUCCCCUUCAUCAAGAUCUGCUCUCCUGAUAAGAUGAUUGGCUUUUCGGAGACGGCCAAGUGUCAGGCUAUGAAGAAGAUCUUUGAUGAUGCAUACAAAUCCCAGCUCAGUUGUGUGGUUGUAGAUGACAUUGAAAGACUACUGGAUUAUGUUCCGAUUGGCCCUCGGUUCUCUAAUCUGGUGCUGCAGGCGCUUCUUGUAUUACUGAAAAAGGCCCCUCCUCAGGGCCGCAAGCUCCUUAUUAUUGGGACCACUAGCCGCAAAGAUGUCCUUCAGGAGAUGGAGAUGCUGACCGCGUUCAGCACCACCAUCCACGUGCCCAACAUUGCCACGGGGGAGCAGCUGCUGGAGGCCCUGGAGCUUUUGGGCAACUUCAAGGACAAGGAGCGCACUACAAUCGCACAGCAAGUCAAAGGAAAGAAGGUGUGGAUAGGAAUCAAGAAGUUACUGAUGUUGAUCGAGAUGUCCCUACAGAUGGACACUGAGUACCGUGUGAGGAAAUUCAUGGCCCUCUUAAGAGAAGAAGGAGCCAGCCCCCUUGACUAUGAUUGAAAAUGGACCAGCCACAGCACACAGUGACCAAGGGAAAUGACCAAGUGCAAGCCGGGCUGGGAUCUUCACUCCUCUUGCUCAAGAUACUGGACGCAGUGAAAUGUCCUCCACCAUCACACGCGCACGCUCUGCAUGUGUAGUGCAAUAAACCCCUUUCUUCUGCUUGCUGAUAGUCUAGUGUUUUGUGGAAGGUACAGGUCUGCUUUAGAAUGCUGUGCUUACUUCUCUGUGCAAGCCGAUCCCUCCUUACUCAGGUUUAUGUGUGAGAGGUGUACUGUACUUGUGAACACUAUACAUUUGAAGCUCCCUACCACCACCACCACCCCCGAGAACUCUCAGUAAAUGUAAUGCACGCAAGCCAACACACGACCAAGUGGAAUGAAGACUUCUUAUGUGCAAACCAGGAACAUGGGCGAGCGCUGUCGGUUUAAAGGGGUUGUCUGGCAGCUUCCCUGUGCUGAUGACACUCAGGGCUAGUGGGGAUGUGGUUAAAGGUUCACCUCCAGAAACCCGGUCUACUUGCUUUGCCUGAAGAAGCGCGUCUCGGGACUCCUAGCCAUCUUCAGACCUGUUUCCGAGUUGCCGCCAAGAGGCGGCCUUUCUGCACUGGAAGUCCUGACUGGGUGACUGGGAGGCGGUUGGGGGUGGCCUGUGACAUCCCCUUUAAGGAAGCAGUGUACUCCUUGGGGGGAGAGAUGGUCAUUGUCACCACUGGGGAAAUGUUGGCAACAACCUGUGAAUGCUGUGUGGGGAGGAGAGAACAUGCAUUCCUUAACAGAAAGGACUUACUAAAACCCAUUUACAGACCUCUCAGCAUUAAUUAGUACCCAACUCUUAAGUGGGUCAGUUCCUUAGUAUGGUAUUAAGGACCUAUUAGUGAUACCACCUUUGGGGUUUUUUUUUCCCUCUCAGCUGAAUGCCUUAGUUGGAACUCACCCCCUUGAAAUUAUCUUUAUUAUGCAGUAUCAUCUAAAACACUAUUCUCCCAAAAAGCAAUCCCCUCCCCCCGCCCAGCUUCCUGUAUCCAUUCCGAUGCCCUGACCAGGUGUCCUCUACCUUCUCCAGGCUUCUGCAGAGGGAAGGAGAGCUCACGGGGCCUCCGGCGGGUGCUUGGCCUCAUAUCUGAGUUAGAAGGAAUGUAAUUAGGUCGUCUUAUUUGGAGAUGAGACUGGCAGCGCAUGCCACCCUCUCCCCAUCGCUGCUUAAAAUGAGAGGAUGCCCGGGAGCCGCCUGAAGGGGCUUAAGGGCAGUGAGGGUACUCCACAGUGGCACUUCCAGGUGGCUGUCAUUGUCCCUGCGGCAGAGGGCAGACCUGCUCCAUGCCUUGCUGUCUGUGUGCUUUUGGUUGACACUUAUCUGUUGCAUUUCUUUGGUUUGGGGGUCUCCCCCUUGCUUAUUCUGUGGCUUUGUAAACAGUGGACUGUGUUGUAUAACCCUGUGACCCCUGGUGGCCUGUAUCCUGGAGCCCCUGACCUGUUCCGCCCCUGCUCUCUCCCCUUCCCACAAAGCAGCACACAUUGUAUUACCUAAUGUCUCGUUAAAUGAGGGUAAUGUUUUUGUGUUUUGUCCAAAACUAUAUUGAAGAAAAUUCUGAAUAUUAUAUUGUUAAAUGCAAAUGAAGGAAUGCAAUAAAUAUCCGUGGAAAUGUC
Molecule: messenger RNA, 3929 nt
Organism: Echinops telfairi (small Madagascar hedgehog)
Lineage: Eukaryota; Metazoa; Chordata; Mammalia; Afrosoricida; Tenrecidae
Gene: NSF
Product: N-ethylmaleimide sensitive factor, vesicle fusing ATPase
Exons: 21
Coding region: 46-2280 (744 amino acids)
Biological process (GO): Golgi to plasma membrane protein transport; intra-Golgi vesicle-mediated transport; SNARE complex disassembly
Cellular component (GO): Golgi stack
Molecular function (GO): ATP hydrolysis activity; ATP binding
Source: RefSeq, a predicted model, not a curated record